AUGUCUCAAGUCAUCGGCCCUACACAACUCGCCUACUCCCGAGUAUGGCACCACGUCUCCGCCAAAGCCCUCCACCCAACCCUCUCCACCAAAAACGGCACGACCCCCCCAACCCUCGGCCGCCUCGCAAGCCGCAUCGCCGUCCUCCUCAUGGGCAAGCACAAGCCCAUGUGGGACCCCUCGACCGACUGCGGCGACUACGUAGUCGUGACGGACUGCGCGGCUCUCUACACUACGGGCCGAAAGAAGUGGCAGAAGACGUACUACCGACACAACACGCGCCCCGGUUCGCUGCGGUCCGUCACCAUGGACGUGCUCAUCGAGAAGUACGGCGGCAGCGAGGUUCUCCGGAGGGCCGUUAGUGGCAUGUUGCCCAAGAAUAGGCUGAGGGAUAAGAGGCUGGCGAGGCUGAAGGCUUUUGAUGGCGCGGCGCAUCCGUAUAAGGGGAAUUUGAUCCGGUUUGGCGAUAAGGUUGUGGGGACGCCUGGGUGGGAGGAGGUCGCGAAGGCGAUCAGGGCCUCGAGUGAUGCGAGGAUAUAG
This is a messenger RNA of Scedosporium apiospermum, 540 nucleotides long. RefSeq lists its product as uncharacterized. The transcript has 2 exons. Gene Ontology annotation, biological process: translation; negative regulation of translation. The record is from RefSeq and is a predicted model, not a curated record. NCBI's taxonomy places the organism in Eukaryota, Fungi, Ascomycota, Sordariomycetes, Microascales, Microascaceae. Gene Ontology annotation, molecular function: mRNA binding; structural constituent of ribosome. Gene Ontology annotation, cellular component: ribosome; mitochondrial large ribosomal subunit. The coding region runs from base 1 to 540 and encodes 179 amino acids.